This is a messenger RNA of Rotaria sp. Silwood2, 846 nucleotides long. Lineage: Eukaryota; Metazoa; Rotifera; Eurotatoria; Philodinida; Philodinidae. The record is from the annotation of a GenBank genome assembly.
AUGGUAGCAUCUAACCUCCGAGUCAUUUUCAAUCAAGAAGACGAAAUAUCUAAUAGAUGUGAACCUCUUUAUUUGCCUACCAUUGACAAUACAUUAUCACUACCGAGGUUUGACAAUGCAUGUCAAACACUAUUAGAUCAUGAAUUGUUGGAUAUUCAAUUACUUGAAAAAGUUAAUAUAGCUCGUAAUCAUCCGAAUACGAACCAAUUACUCACAUCUGAUGAAGCAGCAUCAAUAUAUUUAUAUACAAUGAAAUGGAAUGACGAAACACAAGGCAGUUUUUAUGCAAAGCUUAAUUCUACAUUAAGAACAGGUGACGAGAAUUCAUUAAAACCAUGGCUUGAUUAUCUUCGUCUUUUUGCAAGUGCUUUAUUUAAGUUACCAUCUAUCGAAUCAACAAUUGUAUAUCGUUGUGUAAAGGGUCAUCUGUAUGAUCAAUAUCAAGAGAAUACUACACAUGUAUUAUUAUCAUUCAUUUCCUGCACAAGGUCUCUUGAAGAUCUCGAAGAAAAUACUACUAUGGAACAAUGUACGAUGUUCUUUAUGAAGACAUAUUCGGGUAAAAUGAUUGAUAAAUACGGUGGUGACUCUGGUGAAGUUUUGCUUUUGCCGGGUUCUCGUUUUCAAGUAACGAAAAUAAAUAAUGAAUCAAAAAUGCACAUCAUCGAAAUGAAUGAGCUAACAACAGAGUCAAACCAUGUACAAAAUUGGGUAGUACAAGAUACAGAGAUCAGACAACGAAGACAUGAAAAUCAAAAUGAACAAAAAGUGUAUCAAGAAACAACAACUCAUCAUCAGCCGGCAACAAAUAGAGCAGGUAAAUUUGAUAAAACUCUAAGUGAAUGA